Molecule: messenger RNA, 1059 nt
Organism: Diplodia corticola
Lineage: Eukaryota; Fungi; Ascomycota; Dothideomycetes; Botryosphaeriales; Botryosphaeriaceae
Product: nadp-dependent leukotriene b4 12-hydroxydehydrogenase
Exons: 2
Coding region: 1-1059 (352 amino acids)
Molecular function (GO): oxidoreductase activity, acting on the CH-CH group of donors, NAD or NADP as acceptor
Source: RefSeq, a predicted model, not a curated record
AUGGUCCAGAACAAGAGCUUCAUCUUCAAGAACCCGCCCGUCGGCGUUCCCAAGGCCGGCGUCGACCUUACCGUCGAGGACCGCGCCUUCGACCUUGAGGCCGCUCCUCCGGCCGGCGGCAUCACCGUCAAGCACUUCUACGCCUCCCUGGACCCCUACCAGCGUGCCCGCAUGAGGGAUCCCAAGAUCAAGUCGUACUUCCCAGCCCUCCAGCUCGACCAGCCCAUCGACAACAGCGUCGUCAGCAAGGUCCUGAAGAGCGACAAUGAGAAGUUCAAGGCCGGUGAUCUUGUCAUCGGCAUGAUGCCUAUCCAGGAGUACAGCGCCCUCUCCGCCCAGCAGGCCCAAGGCGUCCGCCUCAUCCAGAACCCCCACGGCCUUCACGCCUCCAACUUCAUCGGUCCUCUCGGCAUGACCGGUCUGACCGCCUUCUCCUCCUUCUACGAGAUUGGCAAGCCCAAGAAGGGCGAGACCAUCUUCAUCUCGGCUGCCAGCGGUGCUGUCGGCCAGAUUGUCGGCCAGCUGGCCAAGCACGAGGGCCUGAAGGUCGUCGGCAGCGUCGGUGAUGACAAGAAGCUUGACUUCAUCACCAAGGAGCUCAACUUCGACGCUGGCUUCAACUACAAGAAGGAGAAGACGUCUGAGGCUCUCGCCCGCCUGGCCCCCCAGGGCAUCGACAUCUACUACGAGAACGUCGGCGGCGAGACUCUCGAGGCUGCCAUCGACGCCAUGAACAACCAUGGCAGGAUCAUUGCCUGUGGCAUGAUCUCGCAGUACAACCUGCAGCCCGAGGAGCGCUACGGUAUCAGCAACCUGUUCCACGUCGUCAGCAAGCGCAUCACCAUGCGCGGCUUCAUCGUCGGCGACGCCGACUUCGGUCCCAAGUACGCGGCCGAGCACCAGCAGAAGCUGCAGCAGUGGGUCGCCGACGGCUCGUUCAAGGUCAAGCUGCACAUCGACGUCGGCAUCGAGAGCGCCCCGGAGGCCUUCCUCGGCAUGCUGUCCGGCAAGAACUUCGGAAAGGCCAUCCUGCAGAUUGCGGAUUUGGACAAGGAGUAA